CCGGCCGGGGGCGCUGCUGCUCCUGCUCCUGCUCGCCGCGGCAGCCCGCGGGCUCGAGGUGCAGCGCCGCUUCGCCUCGCCCACGCCCACCAACAACUUCGCGCUGGACGGCGCGGCGGGCACGGUGUACCUGGCGGCCGUGAAUCGCCUGUAUCAGCUGUCGGGCGCCGACCUGAGCCUGCAGGCCGAGGCGGCCGUGGGCCCGGUGCGCGACAGCCCGCUGUGCCACGCGCCGCAGCUGCCACAGGCCUCGUGCGAGCACCCGCGGCGCCUCACCGACAACCACAACAAGAUCCUGCAGCUGGACGCACGCCAGGGCCUGGUGGUGGCGUGCGGCUCGGUGUUCCAGGGCUUCUGCCAGCUGCGGCGCCGCGGCAACAUCUCGGCGCUGGCCGUGCGCUUCCCGCCCGCCGCGCCGCCCGCCGCGCCCGUGGCCGUGUUCCCCAGCAUGCUCAACGUGGCCGCCAACCACGCCGACGCCUCCACCGUGGCUCUCGUGCUGCCACCCGCCGCGGGCGCGGGGGGCAGCCGGCUGCUCGUGGGCGCCACUUACACGGGCUUCGGCAGCGCCUUCUUCCCGCGCAACCGCAGCCUGGAGGACCACCGCUUCGAGAACACGCCCGAGGUGGCCAUCCGCUCGCUGGACGCGCGCGGCGACCCGGCGCGGCUCUUCACCUUCGACUUGAACCCGUCGGACGACAAUGUGCUCAAGAUCAAGCAGGGCGCCAAAGAGCGGCACCGGCUGCGCUUCGUGCGCGCCUUCCUGCACCCGCCCGGCUCAGAGCCCUACGCCUACCUGGCGUUCACCAGCGAGGCGCGCUCGGGCGACAAGGACGGCCAGGCACGGAGCCUGCUGGCGCGCAUCUGCCUGCCGCGCGGCGACGCCAAGAAGCUCACCGAGUCCUACAUCGAGCUGGGCCUGCAGUGCGCGGGCGGCGCGGGCCGCAGCGAUCUCUACAGCCGCCUGGUGUCCGUGUUCCCUACGCGUGAGCGCCUCUUCGGCGUCUUCGAGCGGCCCCCGGCGGCCCCCGCGCCCCGUGCAGCCCCCGCACCCGCCGCACUCUGCGCCUUCCGCUUCGCAGACGUGCAGGCCGCCAUCCGCGCCGCGCGCGCCGCCUGCUUCGUGGAGCCCGCGCCCGGCGUGGUGGCUGUGCUGGACAGCGUGGUUCAGGGCACGGGCCCGGCCUGCGAGCGCAAGCGCAACCUCCAGCUGCAGCCAGAGCAGCUAGACUGUGGAGCAGCCCACCUGCAGCACCCGCUGACUAUCCUGCAGCCGCUGAAGGCCACACCUGUGUUCCGUGCGCCCGGCCUCACUGCCGUGGCGGUGGCCAGCCCCAACAACUACACAGCCAUCUUCCUGGGCACAGCCACAGGGAGGCUCCUCAAGCUCAGCCUGAACGAGAGCAUGCAGGUGGUCAGCCGGCGUGUGGUGACAGUGGCCUACGGGGAGCCCGUGCACCCAGUCAUGCAGUUCGACCCCACGGACCCUGGAUACCUCUACCUGAUGACUUCCCACCAGAUGGCCCGUCUGAAGGUCGCAGCCUGCGAGGCCCAUGCCACCUGUGGGGACUGUGUGGGCGCGGCAGACGCCUACUGCGGCUGGUGUGCGCUGGAGACGCGGUGCACUGUGCAGCAGGACUGCGCCAACUCCAGCCAGCUGUACUUCUGGACCAGCGCCAGCGAGGGCCCAGACCGCUGCCCUGCCAUGGCCGUGCUGCCGGCUGAGAUCAACGUGCGCCAGGAGCACCCAGGCAUGAUCCUACAGGUCUCUGGCAGCCUGCCUAGCCUCAGUGGCCUGGAGAUGGCCUGUGACUAUGGCAACGGCAUCCACACGGUGGCCCGAGUUCCGGGCCCCGCUGACGGCCACCAGAUCGCCUACUGCAACCUCCUGCCCCGGGACCGCUUUCCGGCCUUCCCACCCCACCAGGACCACGUGACCAUGGAGAUGUCCCUGAGGGUCCAGGGGCGCGCCAUUGUCUCAGCCAACUUCACCAUCUAUGACUGCAGCCGCAUUGCCCACGUGGCCCCCAGCACUGCCUGCACCAGCUGCCUGUCUACACGCUGGCCCUGCUUCUGGUGCACGGAGCAGCACGCCUGUGUCUCGAAUCGCUCCCAGUGCCAGGCCUCGUCCAACCCCAUGAGCCCCCGCGACUGUCCUCAGACCCUGCCCUCGCUGCUGGCACCUGCACCCACGGGCAGCGCCCAGGACAUCCUCGUGCCACUGGCAAACGCUGCCUCCUUCCGCGGAGCAGCCCUCCGGUGCAGCCUCGGGCUGGAGGACAGCUUCGAGGCCGUGUGGGUGAAUGACUCUGCUGUCCGCUGCAGCCACGUGCUGCUGCACACGGCCCAGAAGAGCCAGGUGUUUUCACUCACCCUCCAGCUGCAGGGGCAGCCACCUCAGUUCCUGGACAGCCCUGACCCCGUGAGAGUCGUGGUCUACAACUGCGCCAUGGGCAGCCCCGACUGCUCCCAGUGCCUGGGCCGUGAGGACCUGGGCCACCUCUGCAUGUGGAGUGACGGCUGCCGCCCACGGGGGCCCCUGGCACCCCCGCCUGGCUCCUGCCCGGCCCCUGAGAUCCGCACGAUUGAGCCCCUGAGCGGCCCCCUGGAUGGUGGGACCCUGCUGACCAUCCGUGGCCGGGACCUGGGCCGGCGUCUCAGUGAUGUGGUCCAUGGCGUGUGGAUCGGCGACGUGGCAUGCAAGCUGCUGGCCGGCAGAUACACUGUGUCUGAGGAGAUUGUGUGUGUCACGGGGCCGGCCCCUGCGGCAUUCUCAGAUGUGGUGACUGUGAACGUGUCCAAGGAGGGGGCGUCGCGGGAGCGCUUCUCCUAUGUGCUACCCCAGGUCCACUCCCUGGAGCCGGCCAUGGGCCCCACGGCAGGUGGCACCCGGAUCACCAUCCAUGGGAGCGACCUCCACGUGGGCUCUGAGCUGCAGGUCCUGGUGAACGACACUGACCCCUGCACUGAGCUUGUGCGCUCGGACACCAGCAUUGCCUGCACUGUGCCUGCCGGUGCCCUGCCCACCCCGGUGCCCGUGUGUGUGCGCUUCGAGCGCCGGGGCUGUGCCCGUGGGAACCUCAGCUUCACCUACAUGCAGAACCCGGUCAUCACGGCCAUCAGCCCGCGCCGCAGCCCCAUCAGCGGUGGCAGGACCAUCACGGUGGCUGGUGAGCGCUUCCACAUGGUGCAGAACGUGUCCAUGGCCGUGCACCGCAUCGGCCGGGAGCCCACGCUGUGCAAGGUCCUCAACGCCACGCUUAUCACCUGUCCGUCGCCUGGGGCCCUGUACAACGCCUCAGCACCCGUGGCCUUCUUCAUCAACGGCCGGGUCUACACGGACGAGAUGGCCCAUGAGGCGCUGCCUGACCCUGAGGAGGUGCCACGCGGGAGCCGCUUCCACCUGGACUACCUGCCCGACCCACAGUUCUCCACAGCGCGGCGUGAGCGCUGGAUCCGCCACCACCCUGGGGAGCCACUCACCCUCGUCAUCCACAAGGAGCAGGAUGGCCUGGGGCUUGAGAGCCAUGAGUACCGGGUGAAGAUCGGCCAGGUGGCCUGCGACAUCCAGAUCGUCUCUGACAGAGUCAUCCACUGCUCAGUCAACGACUCUCUGGAUGCUGCAGAGGGGCAGCUGCCCAUCACCGUCCAGGUGGGGAACUUCAACCAGACCAUUGCUACGCUGCAGCUGGGGGGCAGCGAGACGGCCAUCGUGGCAUCCAUCGUCAUCUGCAGUGUCCUGCUGCUGCUGUCCGUGGUCGCCCUGUUCGUCUUCUGUACCAAGAGCCGCCGCGCCGAGCGCUACUGGCAGAAGACGCUGCUGCAGAUGGAGGAGAUGGAAUCUCAGAUCCGCGAGGAGAUCCGCAAAGGCUUUGCUGAGCUGCAGACAGACAUGACAGACCUGACCAAGGAGCUAAACCGCAGCCAGGGCAUCCCCUUCCUGGAAUACAAGCACUUUGUGACCCGCACUUUCUUCCCCAAGUGCUCGUCCCUGUACGAAGAGCGCUAUGUGCUACCGUCGCAGUCCCUGGGCUCCCAGGGGGGCCCGCCAGUGCAGGAGACCCACCCUUUGCUGGGAGAGUGGAACGUCCCGGAGAACUGCCGGCCCAGCAUGGAGGAGGGCGUCAGCCUGUUCUCCUCGCUGCUCAGCAACAAGCACUUUCUCAUCGUCUUCGUGCACGCGCUGGAGCAGCAGAAGGACUUCGCGGUGCGCGACAGGUGUAGCCUGGCGUCACUGCUGACCAUCGCGCUGCACGGCAAGCUCGAGUACUACACCAGCAUCAUGAAGGAGCUGCUGGUGGACCUCAUCGACGCCUCCGCCGCCAAGAACCCCAAGCUCAUGCUUCGGCGCACCGAGUCGGUGGUGGAGAAGAUGCUGACCAACUGGAUGUCCAUCUGCAUGUACAGCUGCCUGCGGGAGACCGUCGGGGAGCCGUUCUUCCUGCUGCUGUGCGCCAUCAAGCAACAGAUCAACAAGGGCUCCAUCGACGCCAUCACUGGCAAGGCGCGCUACACGCUCAAUGAGGAGUGGCUGCUGCGCGAGAACAUCGAGGCCAAGCCUCGGAACCUGAAUGUGUCCUUCCAAGGCUGCGGCAUGGACUCCCUGAGCGUGCGCGCCAUGGACACAGACACGCUGACGCAAGUGAAGGAGAAGAUCUUGGAGGCCUUCUGCAAGAACGUGCCCUACUCCCAGUGGCCGCGCGCUGAGGACGUGGACCUGGAAUGGUUUGCCACAAGCACGCAGAGCUACAUCCUGCGGGACCUGGACGACACCUCGGUGGUGGAGGAUGGCCGCAAGAAGCUGAACACGCUGGCUCACUACAAGAUCCCAGAAGGCGCCUCUUUGGCCAUGAGCCUAACAGACAAGAAAGACAACACUCUGGGCCGAGUGAAAGACUUGGACACAGAGAAGUAUUUCCACUUGGUGCUGCCCACUGAUGAGCUGGCAGAGCCCAAGAAGUCGCACCGGCAGAGCCACCGCAAGAAGGUGCUGCCUGAGAUCUACCUGACCCGCCUGCUGUCCACCAAGGGCACGCUGCAGAAGUUCCUGGAUGACCUGUUCAAGGCCAUCCUGAGCAUCCGUGAAGACAAACCCCCACUGGCCGUCAAGUAUUUCUUCGACUUCCUGGAAGAGCAGGCAGAGAAGAGGGGCAUCUUGGAUCCCGACACACUGCACAUCUGGAAGACCAACAGCCUGCCCCUCCGCUUCUGGGUGAACAUCCUGAAGAACCCCCAGUUCGUGUUCGACAUUGAGAAGACGGACCACAUUGAUGCCUGCCUGUCGGUCAUUGCACAGGCCUUCAUUGAUGCCUGCUCCAUCUCUGAUCUCCAGCUGGGCAAGGACUCUCCCACCAACAAGCUACUGUAUGCCAAGGAGAUCCCCGAGUACCGCAAGGUCGUGCAGCGCUACUACAAGCAGAUCCAGGACAUGGCGCCACUCAGCGAGCAGGAGAUGAACGCCCACCUGGCCGAGGAGUCACGGAAAUACCAGAAUGAAUUCAACACCAAUGUGGCACUGGCAGAGAUCUAUAAAUAUGCCAAGCGGUACCGCCCGCAGAUCGUGGCGGCGCUGGAGGCCAACCCCACAGCCCGGAGGACGCAGUUGCAGCACAAGUUUGAACAGGUGGUGGCCCUGAUGGAGGACAACAUCUACGAGUGCUACAGCGAGGCCUGAGCCCAGCGCCGCCCACCCGCUGUGAGGAGAGGCCACCUCAGGAGUUUCUAACUAUGCAGACUGGGGCAGGGGCUCCGUCCCCUCUGCCUGCCCCAGACCCAGUUCGGGCGGGGGCCUCAAAUGCCAUAGCCAGACCGUGGGGAGCUCCUGUGCACCCUGCUGCCCUAGCAGCUGCUAAGACGCUGCCCACAAGCAGCCAGCACGGACAGGGACACGACGGGGCCUGGAAGCACUACCUCAGCCACAUGCGAAGGGCCCUUGUGGGUUCUGCUUCAGCCACCAAAUGCUGGCUCCUUCCUGCUGCCUGGGCAGGACCCGCUGUGGACACAGAGCAGGGCCAGACUUCCACAGUUCUGGGCCCAGUGUGGGCAGUGCCCAUGCACUCGGGGACACUGGGACGGGCGGGGGAGGACCCUGCUCCCCCAGAAGAGCAGGGCUGGGACGUACCGAGGCUGUAGCUGGGCUACUCAGUCCUUCUGGAAGUGUUCCGAAGGAUAGCGCCACUUUCUUGGGUUUUUUUGUGUUUUUGUUUUUUAAAAAAAGCUUUUAUAUGUUUUAAAACUCAACAUGUGCUGACUGUGAAUAGCUGCCACCUGUGCAGGGGCCUCCAUGCAACACUGGAAGUGACUGUCCCCAGCACAGGCCUGGCCGGGCCCUCUGCACCCGGGGAUUCACCCAGUUCUGUCUCCCACGUCUGGGAUGGUGCAGUGCCGGGGCAGCUGCAGGGAGUUGCUGGAACUGUCUUUGUAAUAAAAGCUGCGGGGAAACCUA
Chinchilla lanigera (long-tailed chinchilla) is the source of this 6445-nucleotide messenger RNA. It is a transcript of the gene Plxnd1, whose product is annotated as plexin D1. NCBI's taxonomy places the organism in Eukaryota, Metazoa, Chordata, Mammalia, Rodentia, Chinchillidae. Gene Ontology annotation, biological process: endothelial cell migration; positive regulation of axonogenesis; negative regulation of cell adhesion. Gene Ontology annotation, molecular function: semaphorin receptor activity; protein binding. Gene Ontology annotation, cellular component: semaphorin receptor complex. The record is from RefSeq and is a predicted model, not a curated record.